Molecule: messenger RNA, 1134 nt
Organism: Suillus paluster
Lineage: Eukaryota; Fungi; Basidiomycota; Agaricomycetes; Boletales; Suillaceae
Exons: 8
Coding region: 1-1134 (377 amino acids)
Source: RefSeq, a predicted model, not a curated record
AUGGGCCUGAGAUCGAAGGCCUCGAAGACCGCCGUCCCGAAGGUAUGUGCUGCUGAUGCUAACAUGAUGACACCGGGUGCUCAUGCAUUGCAUUGGGCGCAGGAGCAUGCAACAUUGGGGACAACAAUUGUCAAGAGGCCAGGUCAGGUUGCAUCCGGCUCUCGCUCGAUCACAUCGCCUGCUUCCCUAGGCAAGAAGGCCAUGUGGGGCCCGUUGAGCAAAUGUCCUGCAUCGCUGACCACAUCAGACAGGUCAACGUCAGACAAGCCAGCAAUGUCAUCGAUGCCAUCCAAGGUGUCUUCUCGGCCUGAAGGCACACUGGCACUUGGCCCCAUGAUUGGACGAUAUGUCCCUGGCCCGAAUGAUCCAUGUACAGACUGUGAGAAGAAGGAAGUGAUGUGUGAGACUUGGUACAGGGUGAAGGGCGAUGCCUUAGCCUCAUGGUCAAGGGAGGCCCGCACCCUCAUGGACACCAACACGGACAUCAACGAGGACAGCAUCAAGGUCUCGCUCGCGGGCUGCCUCAAAAGCACCCUCAAAGGCACCCCCUCGGGCAUUGACCACAUCAACUGCCCGGCCUCCACCAGUUGUAUUCCAGUGAUGUCUCAUGUCCUGAUGCCUGCACUUCCUGCUCGUUCGAGUACAGUGACAUCCAACCCUGGUCUUGCUCCCCCGGCCCCACCGCAGACCGAGCUUUUGGCUCUGCAGGCCCGCAUCAUCACUCUCGAGGCCAGAGUGCAAGAUCAAGGUGGCCAGAUUGACACCCUCCUUUGGCUGCAUGAAGGCCUUUGCCGUCAGGUAGCUGCCUGGUUUCCAUCUUUCCCCCUGGUCGAUAUCGAGGAGGUGCUGGUGAAGAUCGAACCGUCCCCCAUGAUUGCUGGACCAUCCUCGCCUCGCCCACAUGCACUGAAGCCUCUAUCACUCCCACCUCCUCCUCUCGAAGCUCCCCCACCUCUUCCCAUGGAGUCACAGGCGACCGGGGCCCUUCAAUCGCUUGGGCAGUAUGAUGAUGACAACAUCGAGAUGGAUGGGGUGGUCAACCCACCGGUGACCAUGGUUGAUGAGAUUGAUGCCCCGCUGUUGACCCCACUGUUGACACCAGUGGAUGAGAUCGUUGCCACACCCGAGGUCUAA